CAACAUCGUCUCCAUGUUUGGGACCUGCAGGUCACGGGGGGUCGGGGCGAGGAACUUCUCGUCCCUCUCCCCUCCGCCGCCGGGAACCUUUUGGGUGACCUCAAAACGCCUCUCGGAGUGGCUCAGGGUUUCGCGGGCUGUUGCGAAACCACGUUUUCGCGCAGAAAACGGCCUGAAAUUCCCCUUCCUCCACCCCACCCCACCCCCGCCGCUUCCUUUUCCAUCCUUCACCAGGCCGCGCUUUUUCAGACGCGACCUCCCGGCUCGGAUCGCGGAGGCCCCGACGGAGGUGGAAACUCCCCACCGCCGAAAUCAAUUGAAAUAAAGAAUUCAGCGCGGCGAAGGUAAGCGCGACGGCCAUGGCCGAGCACGACCCCCUGGAGAGCCUGCGGAAGGAAGCAUCCUGCUCCAUCUGCCUGGAUUAUUUCAGCGACCCGGUGUCCAUCAACUGCGGGCACAGCUUCUGCCGCGCCUGCAUCAUGCGAUGCUCGGGAAAAUCCGACCGGAGGUUCCCUUGCCCCCAGUGCCGAGGAAUCGCCCAAAAAAAAAAAUUCAGGCCCAACCGGGAGCUGAGGAACCUGGCGGAGAUCGCCAAGAAGCUCAGCGCCAAGGCGGGAUCCGUGGCCGGGGUGGGCGGCCUCUGCCUGAAGCAUCAGGAACCUCUCAAGCUCUUCUGCCAGGAGGACCGGGCGGCCAUCUGCGUGGUGUGCGACCGCUCCCACGCCCACCGCGCUCACAGCGUUGCCCCCAUCGAGGAAGCCGCCCAGGAGUGCAAAGAGCAAAUCCAAAACAAACUGAAGAGCCUCAAGGAUGAAAGAGAAAGGCUCCAAGGAUUAAAACUGACUGGGGAGAAGAGAAGCCAGAAGUAUCUGGGGAAACCGAUUGGCAGCCUCCAAAUGCCGGUGGAGAGUGAGGUGGUUUCCCAAACGGUCGGAGGGAGGUGCUUGCAGCUUAGCGGAGCGCCGGUUUGGACGGAGGAGAUGGGCACGUGGGUCCUCCUGGGCAGAUCUGCAGGAUGGGGUGGUGGGAUGGUGCUCCAGACCUCUCUAUCUUCGCUGCAGACUGGUGCACCCCAGGAGCUGCUUCCUACCAUCCUGGAGCAGCAGACAAGAGCCGAGAGGUGGAAAACGAUGUUGGUGUUUAAGCAGCUGCAGCAGUUCCAGGACGAGCAGGAACGUCUCCUCCUGACGUGGCUGGAGGAGGUGGAGAAUCAGAUAGUGCGGACCCAGAUGGAGGACAAUAGGAAGAUCUCGGUGGAGAUCUCUCACCUGGGCAACCUCAUCCGGGAGCUUGAAGGGAUGAACCCACAGCCAGAGAAUAAAUCCCUGCAGGAUGCCAGGAAUGCUUUGACCAGGUGCGACGCAAGGACGCUCCAGCAACUGACGGAGAAAUUUCCCAGGGUGGAGAAAAGCCUGAAGGAUUUCUCUCAGAAAAACAUCGUCCUGAAGGAAGCCCUGAGGAAAUUCAAAGAGAGUCUCCCAGUUGAACUGGAUGUGCAAUGGGCAAACGUGACCCUGGAUCCAGACACGGCAAACCCCCACCUCGUCCUCUCCGAGGACCGGCGGAGCGUGAGGUGGGACGAAACACCCCAGGAUUUGCCCAGUAAUCCCCAGAGAUUUGACACCUACUGCUCCGUGUUGGGUUGCGAAGGCUUCACGGUGGGGAGGCACUACUGGGAAGCGCAGCUGGGGAGCAGGGGAUUUUGGGCUGUGGGGGUGGCCAGAGACUCGGCAUGGAGAAAGGGUUGGAUUAACCUCGACCCUUCCCAGGGGAUUUGGGCUGUUGGCAUCUGCGGGGACAGGUUUCAAGCCUUCACCUCCUUUGAAAUGGUCCAGCCGCUGAAUGGGAGGCCAAGGACUCUCCGGGUCUCUCUGGAUUACGAGAAGGGACGCGUGGCUUUCUUUGACGCUGAUAACGAGACCUUGGCUUUUGCUUUUCCUCCGGCUUCUUUCAAUGGAGAGAAAAUCCUCCCUUUCUUCUGGCUUUGGGAAUCCAGGAUCCAGCUGGCUCCCUGAGCCAGCGCGGGCAGCACGAGGGGCAUUACAGGCUCCGGACGAGCCUUUGGAUCGAUCCGGGAACCCACGCUAUAUUUCGGGACUUGAUGGAGGUCAAGAAUAAAGGGGAGCAAAUGGGUUCUGGUGUCCACUUUGGAUCUCAUUCUCAUGGGGUUUCUCAGGAGAAAGAGGAGUGAGAAGGGAUCAGCUUGGGCAAGCCUCGGGACUUUUUAACAUUUGGGGAUUCCCCAAGAUUUUCCAAGGGAAUAUCAGCCCGGGAUGAGCUGGAAAAUGAGGCCUACGCUUUGCGUGACAGCCCUGGGACACCGAUUUCACAGCUUUAAUCUCUUCUACUCCUCUACUGUCCUCUCCAAUCUUUCCUUGCCUUGACAUUCACCAACGGUGUUCUGGGUAGGGCUAAAGAAGCCGGCCCUGGUUCCUGGUUUAAU
Messenger RNA from Egretta garzetta (little egret), 2443 nucleotides. Its product is annotated as zinc finger protein RFP-like. The record is from RefSeq and is a predicted model, not a curated record. The coding region runs from base 360 to 2015 and encodes 551 amino acids. NCBI's taxonomy places the organism in Eukaryota, Metazoa, Chordata, Aves, Pelecaniformes, Ardeidae. The transcript is spliced from 8 exons. Gene Ontology annotation, molecular function: protein binding; zinc ion binding.